GGUGAGGAAUAACACAAUGAAAAAAGGGAGUGAAGACAACAUCAUUCUCCACAAAGAAAGCUAAGUCUUAGAAUCAUCACUCCAAUUCCCCUUUUUGGCCCCUUCUUCUCUCUUUUCUUACUUUGACCCUCCACAUUAUUACCAUGCACCAUCUCCCUAUAUGCUUGCUUUUAUUAUUGAUCACACCCUCAUUACUCUCUAAUUACCAGUAAUCACUACAACUAAAAAGAUUAAACUACACUAAUUACUACCACUUGACCAAAUUAAUCCAGCUAAGACCCCUGGACAUGAUAUCAACCAAAAACUUUGUUAUAAAAUAUAAUGAUAUUUUUACAAAAUUCUUCUUCUCUUUAUUUGUAGAAAGUGAUACAGAAAAAAAGGAAGGGAGAGCAACAAACCUUUUGGAGCAAGUCAUAGGUUAAAAGCCCCAUUGCUUUUUCUUCCAUCACUUUCAUUCCUCUCUUCUCAUUCUUUCAGACUGACUUUGAGAGAGAGAGAAUUUAACAGAUCUUGCUCAGAUCUUUUUAUACCUUCUUAAAAAAUCGAUAUUAUAUAGAGAAACUCUCUCUCUAUAUAUAUCUUGAAGAUUCUGAAGAGAUGGGAAACUACUACUCUAGAAGAAAAUCUCGAAAACACAUCACGACUGUUGCCUUGAUCAUCCUUCUUCUUCUUUUGUUUCUGUUUCUUUACGCUAAAGCUUCAUCUUCUUCUUCCCCUAAUAUUCAUCACCAUUCUACUCAUGGAAGCUUGAAGAAACCUGAAAUUUUGGAUCCAGAGCUUCAUGAUCUUGAUUCCAAUGCUGCGUCAAAAGGAUCACUAUAUACUAAUAAAGGUGGCGGUGAAGUUGUAUUUGAAGAUGGCAAGAGAAGGGUCUUCACAGGUCCUAAUCCUUUGCACAACAGAUAACUUUUUUUGCAUCUUACAAGUUUUGUGAAUCUUUGUCGUUUGAAUAAAAAUACAUUUGUGCAAACAAAAAGAACCAUAAUUAUUUUCUUCUUACACUGAUAUACAUUAUAUCGUCGUAUGUGAUCUGCCGUGAUUGUAACUUCUGUGUUCUUUCUAUCCGGCGGAAUGAGAUUUUAAGAGUGUUGGACAACAAGUCUUUGAAUAUAGUUAGUUAUUAAUGCUGCU
Camelina sativa (false flax) is the source of this 1131-nucleotide messenger RNA. NCBI's taxonomy places the organism in Eukaryota, Viridiplantae, Streptophyta, Magnoliopsida, Brassicales, Brassicaceae. The record is from RefSeq and is a predicted model, not a curated record.